Messenger RNA from Ruditapes philippinarum (Manila clam), 3385 nucleotides. RefSeq lists its product as uncharacterized. The record is from RefSeq and is a predicted model, not a curated record. Gene Ontology annotation, cellular component: extracellular region. Gene Ontology annotation, molecular function: chitin binding; oxidoreductase activity. The transcript is spliced from 7 exons. NCBI's taxonomy places the organism in Eukaryota, Metazoa, Mollusca, Bivalvia, Venerida, Veneridae. Bases 122 to 2797 code for a protein of 891 amino acids.
GGAUUUAGCGAGUGACGUGACGAUUUGUGUGUUCUAUGAAAACAAAAUGGCGGACACAGUGGCAUAGUAAGGUCCUUUGGAACUACGUCGGUGUUGGAUAGCCACUCUUCUAUAAGUCACGAUGAAACUGGUCAUAUUAUCACUGCUGGCUUUAUGUUGGACCUGCAAUGGUAUGAUAGAACAUAUUCCACUACCCGGUGGUCUGCUCGAUUGUUUCUCUCGCUAUUCACAGAAGACAAACGUAGUUGACACCGUCGGAGAGUCCAUUGCCUCGUUCUGUUUUGGACAAUACAUGUGGCAAGCUUCAAGAGAACAAGGACUUCCCGGCUUCAAUAUAACCAGAGAGGCAUAUAAUUGGGUACAAAGUCUUCUCCCAAAGCCACCAUCUCGCAGACAUGUACGCCAAGCGGUUUCCCCAAAUCUCAGAAUCAGAAAAGAAUACCGGCGUCUUACCGAUAUGGAACGCGCAAACUUUCAUACAGCUAUACAGUUACUCAAGGCUGAUACGUCGGUGGCUCCCUCUAUGUACGACGCCCUCUCUGCUAUUCACCAGGGAAUGAUGACUCAUUCAGCACACGGUGGUCCUAAUUUCCUUGGUUUCCAUAGAGUAUAUCUUCUAAUGUUUGAGAAUGCCCUACGGACAAAAAUCCCUUCAGUCACUAUACCUUACUGGGAUUCUACUUUAGAUUCAGCUUUGAUCAACCCGACACAGUCAAUAUUGUUUACAGACUCUUUCUUUGGUAAUGGAUUCGGAAUGGUAAACACUGGACCAUUUGCCGGCUGGAGAACACUAUCAGGGCCUCUCAUAAGAAAUAUAGGUCAAGCUGGCUCGCUCUUUCAUGCUAAUGAUAUGGCACGGAUUGUGUCUAGCAUAAGACUCGUACAAAUAACCGAGCCGAACGCUGCCGUAAAUUCAAGUUUAGAAUUCUUGCAUAAUCAAGUGCAUUUAUGGGUUGACGGUCAAAUGGGUUCGCUAGAAACUGCAGCGCAUGAUCCUAUAUUUUGGCUUCAUCAUUCAUACGUGGAUUACAUAUUUGAACUAUUUAGACAGAAUCAACGAAGAUUUGGUAUAGAUCCCACCUCAGACUAUCCAGUUUUUGUAAACAACUCAAUGCAUACAGCAAUGUAUCCCAUGGGACUGGCAGGAUUACGAAAUAUUGAUGGGUUUAAUGACCGGUUCACAAGUAUGAUAUACCAGUAUGAACCGUCACCUGGAUGUUCAUUGAAUUUUCCGGAUUGUGGGUCGCCAUACCUGAGAUGUGUCGUGGCCGGUUUUCAGUCAAGAUGUGUAUCAUUAGAUUGGACUGCCGCCCCACGUGUUUCAGCAAUCAGGCAACAGCUAAUGAACCAAGUUGUACAAGAACAGCGAAUGCAAGCCGUGGCAAGACUUAGCAUGAUGAACGCUGCACGUGCACAGCAAGCACAGGUUACCAUUCAAAACCAGAUGAGAGUGAGUCAGCAACAAAGAUUAUUGGCGGAAAUGCGAAGACAACAAGCUUUAACUAAAGAAAAUGAAAACGCUGGAUUAGACGAUCCAAGUGAACCUACACAAGUACAACGUCGUUCCAUACAGCGUCGUUUUAAACGCCAACUGAAGUUAAAUACAUUCAAGUAUUUACCAGAUCCUAGAGGUAGCCAAUUCAUGAAAGGGAAUCUGAACAUCAAUUCAAACAUUCAGUUUCAAAUGUUACCUCAAACAAACCAGAAUAUGCCAAGCAAUGUUCAGAACUCGACUGAUGCUCCAUAUAUAUCACCACCUGUAAUGCCUGCAGACAUGUGCCCUGUAAUACCAAUGGCACAAGGCUAUCAAAAUACUUUUAAUAUGAACGGUAGAAGUGAUAUCAAGCAAUGGGUUUACAUACCGGUCAAAGUCAUUUAUCAAAGACCACCGACCUUUAACAGUUACGAUUCAUAUCCAAUUGUCAAUGGAGAAGUGGAGGCUGAAGAUAUAUACUCACCAACCGCUUUCAGGACCAUGCAAAAUGUUAUGCCAAAAGGAAAGCCUGCUUCAUAUUCCCAUUGCCAAGCUCAAGAAAGCGGAGCAGGGAAAGUUUAUAUCAGCUCACAGGGCAUGAACUACAUGGGUACAUACAAGGAAUACGCUGUCGUCGAUCAUAGACUUGCAAUAUCUGUUGCAACUGCAUACGUAGCUGUCAAAUCUCCCCAGUUUGGAGCAUCGCAGGUAUUCUUGAAUGCCUAUGAUUCUUGCGGAAGAAUAUGUCAACCUUUCUGUAAACUUGCUGGUGCACAAGGAUUCCAGAGGUGUUCGGGCGCAUUUAGGGUGACCUCAUCAUUUCCAAAGCUUUACGGCACCAAUUAUGGUGAUGCUGUGACACACCUUUGGCAAUUUGGCAAAAAUGAUAUAUGUCCAACAAUGCAAGAUGACAGUAUAUAUAUUCAGUUCCAUUGUAACUUUAAAGAAUCGUGGCCAUUUGGUAUGCAACCCCAACAAGCUGCUCGAGGGCCAGGUGCUGCUGCUUUUGAUGAAAUCGAAGAGCCAGAGGUAUCGAAACAACCAAUUGUAUCGAAUGGACCUGUCAAUGUAAAUCCAACAGCAUGCCAUAUUGGAAACGGAUGUAUGCUUUCAAAAGGAUGUAACCAAUGUGUAAAUGGCAAAAGAUAUAAAUGUAUCGGCACAUGCGCAUUGUAUACUUCCUGUCAAAAUGGUGCCCACCACAUCCAGAGCUGUCCCGAUAAUACUAUAUUCGACCCAGAUGAUUAUGUGUGUGUGCCAGGCAUGUGUCCUAAUAAUUCAAAGGUUUGGUGGCAUGCUUCAAAUGUGAAUGUGUGGAAAUAAAGGACAACCAUCGGACAUUUAAAACUGAGUUGUUUAUAAUUUCAAUGCGUAUUGAAAAUAAAUUGAUAUAAAAAUCUACUAAAUCACAUUUUUGAUGAUGAUAGUAUACAAAUGAUGAAAAUGAUAUACACUGAACUAACCAUUAAAAUGAAUUUUACUUGUAUGUCGUAUUUUUUAAUUAAAUUAACACUUGACAGAUCUUUUUUUUUAUAAUAUAUGUCAAGUUUUUUCGUAAUCUAAGUACUAUACAGAUACUUUCAUUUAUGACCUGAUUCAAAUUGUCGCCCCUUGAUGACAUCAUUUGGUGAUACGAUGGGCAUUGCCAAUAAAUAAAGGGAUAUGAACAUCUAAAUCCUUAAUCUGACAUUCGAAGUGAAUAAUUCAUCAUUGCGUAAAGUAAGGGGAAUAACUGUUCCUCCAUUGGGUUUCCCCAUGUUUCUUUACGAAUGCAUUGAACAUUUUAUAUGAAGUUUGACGUAGUAAAUCAGUCUAGCUAAAUAUUGGUAGCAAACAAGGUAGACAGUACCUUUUCAUUGAAGGUAUUUUCUUUAAAUACAAAACUGACCAAGUAAAUAUUUAAACAGAGUU